This is a messenger RNA of Coffea arabica (coffee), 1942 nucleotides long. RefSeq names its product methionine aminopeptidase 1D, chloroplastic/mitochondrial. Gene Ontology annotation, biological process: proteolysis. NCBI's taxonomy places the organism in Eukaryota, Viridiplantae, Streptophyta, Magnoliopsida, Gentianales, Rubiaceae. Gene Ontology annotation, molecular function: metalloaminopeptidase activity. Gene Ontology annotation, cellular component: chloroplast. The record is from RefSeq and is a predicted model, not a curated record.
UGAAAUUCUAGGGAAUUGCUUCUUUGUAUAGGUCGCUUGAUAUUAGAAAAAAAGAGUUUCGUAUUGUUCACAUAUUACUAGUGUAGUGUUGCCGAGUCUGUGCUUGAACUGUCGAGUCAAAUAAAUGGGCAUUGGAUGGAUCCUCUAUAAACAAACAUGAAACAAGUCGGUCGUUAGUCGUUACUAGCUGUUUUGAGAGAUCAGCCUCCGAUAAAGAGGCCGACAACUGAUUUUUUCUGCAGAUAAAACGUUGUACAUUUUCUUCUUCAUUUUUUUAUUGAGGAAGAAGAAGAAGGAGAGUAUCAUGGCGGUGGUGGUUGGCUCGUCCAUUCAAUCACGGAUUCUCUGCAGCUUCCUUGGAGACUCUAGUUUUGUUCGACCAUCUCCAGCCAGUGCCCUUCACCGUCUCUUCCGCUAUAACCCAGGAGGAAAACAUGUUUCUAUGCAACUAUCACGAGCAUUUUCUGGAUUAGCCAACCUAUUAUUCUACAAUAGAAGAAAUAUAGAGGAAGUGCCUAACAGCAAACGUAAAUGUUUGAGGCCAGGGAAGGUGUCACCUCGUCGACCUGUUCCUGAUCACAUAUUACAGCCUCCAUAUGCAAAUUCUCAGAAAUCACCGGGAAUUUCUGGUGGACCUGAAGUGCAUGAUGAACUUGGAAUCGAAAAAAUGAGGGCAUCAGGAAGACUUGCUGCGCAGGUUCUUCAGCAUGCUGGGACUUUGGUGAAGCCAGGCAUUACAACAGAUGAAAUUGACCAAGCAGUUCACAACAUGAUCAUUGACAAUGGAGCAUAUCCUUCACCUCUUGGUUAUGGUGGGUUUCCUAAGAGCGUAUGCACAUCAGUAAAUGAGUGCAUUUGCCAUGGGAUUCCAGAUUCACGGGAACUUGAGGAUGGUGAUAUUGUCAAUAUUGAUGUCACAGUUUAUCUUAAUGGGUACCAUGGUGAUACAUCAGCAACAUUCUUUGUUGGAGAUGUUGCUGAGGAAGCUAGAAAAUUGGUGCAGGUAACUAAGGAGUGCUUAGACAAGGCAAUAUCUAUCUGUGCACCGGGGGUGGAAUUUAAUAAAAUUGGCAAGACUAUCCAUAAUCUUGCAGAUGAACACUGCUAUGGAGUUGUUGAACAAUUUGUUGGCCACGGAGUAGGACGUGUUUUUCACAGUGAUCCAGUCAUUCUACAUUACAGGAAUAAUGGUCGCGGACGCAUGCUUCUAAAUCAGACGUUUACCAUUGAACCAAUGCUGACCAUUGGCAGCAUAAACCCGAUAAUGUGGGAUGAUAACUGGACGGUGGUGACAGAGGAUGGGAGCCUAUCAGCACAAUUUGAGCACACAAUCCUGAUAACUGAAAAUGGUGCUGAGACACUGACUCAGUGUUAGCAAAGCACGAAUAUCUUUUCUUAAAGAUAAUAGAAGGAAGCCAUGGAACAGGUUCCUUUCCAAGCUACAAACACAUUUGUUCGCUCAGAUUCAGUCACCUCCAGUUUAGAAUCUUCUUCUCUCCAAGGUUGGGGGGCCAAUGUGAUAAUCUUUUCUUUGAUUUUUGAUGAAAGGUCGUUUUGCAAGACAGACUCCAUAGGACAUGAUUGUGUAACUACAGCAUUUUUUCCAGUUCUCGUGAUCUCGCUGUUUAUUAUUUAAGGGAUAUUCAUUCCUGAAUGGUGUGGGUCUUGUCUCUGUAACGUGAGACGUCACACCACUGAAGUUGGAAGUUUGGCAGUCCAUUUUAUUGGUAGGUAUAUCUUCUUUGUAAAAAAAAACGGUGUCUCCAAUUCUUGCAAGGCAAUUGAGGGCCUGUGUUUGAGUAUAGCUCUCCAAUUCUCUGAGUUUUAGUCUAAGAAUUGGAGACGCGCUGCAAACCUCAUUCAACCGACUCUCAUGUCUUUGCCAACAAACUGGAAACGCCGCCCUUUACAAAGUACAGUAGGAUGAUGAGGUGGUUUCGUA